ACUCCAGAGCUUAGGCAACGAAGAUGGAUCCACUCAAGUCAGCCCUGAAGAGCUUGUUGCCAUCCUAUGGAACGAUACCACAGAAUCUAGUAACAGCGGCACAAAACCUGCAAUCACAAAGCAUGAAGAAAAUCCCACAUUUGAAGCCGGCGGAGGAGAGUGGGAGGCUAUACAUCUGUGCUCAUCUAGCUUGCGAGAGGUUAACCACAUCACUAAACCUCCCUGAUUUAACACCCCAACCCCCAAUGCCACCAAAAACCUACAAGACCCUCCUCGCACAAUUCCGCACCGCACUGGAAAGCGCAACGACACCUUCCACCCGCCGUCGAUCAUCCCGUGCAGAAUCUGGGACACCUACGUCGACUUCUUCCCACGUUGUUGACGUCGCGAGUGGGGAGAUUAGAGCACUGUGCACGAAACUCGGCGCGACGACGGGGAUUGUGCAUAUCAUCUCCCUCGUCACGAAACUCCUCCCGCUCCAUCCCCGGGCUGAAUCUCGCGCGGGCGUCAUCGCAGCCGCAUACGUCCUCGUCCAUCAGCGACUCAGCACUCCCACUAACAACACCAGUACCGAUAUCAUCACCGCGCCUCCCGCCUCCCUCUCGAGAGCACAGCGGAAGGGGUUAUUGGAUGCCCUGGGUGGUGUAUUACAAACCAAAGAACUGGAUAAAUGGGUCGAGAUCGUCCGGGAGGACUGUGAGGGGCACGAUUGGCUUGAUGGCAUUCAGCCACAACAGUCGCCUACUAAGAAACCCACGCCGGGUUCUGGCGCUGAUACCCCCUCACGGAAACGAAAAGCGGCAGACCAAGUCCACGACGACAUUGGUACCCCGACCCCCACAUCAACACCCGCAAACUCUGCAAUGGCACUCGCCGCGACCACGCGAAACAAAACACAAACCCGCGCGAUAAGUGGUAUUGGGAGCAUGAUCGUCCCACAGGUUGAUUACUUGAGUGAGAGGAGGGUGAAGGAGUAUGAAGUUUGGAAAAAGGGUGUGAUGGAGAAGGUUGAUGCGGUGGAGAAGGAGAGGGAGAGGGAGGAGGAGGGUGAUGUGGUGAUGGCUGAUGUGUGAUUUGUGGGAGGGAUGUGUCGAGGGGUGUUUGAAAACUGGGACUAUCGUGGCGUUUUUGACCUUUUUAUUACAUACCCGGUUACCCUACCCUGGCAACACGAUUGUCGGACGCGUC
Saitoella complicata NRRL Y-17804 is the source of this 1188-nucleotide messenger RNA. RefSeq lists its product as uncharacterized. The coding region runs from base 24 to 1073 and encodes 349 amino acids. The record is from RefSeq and is a predicted model, not a curated record. NCBI's taxonomy places the organism in Eukaryota, Fungi, Ascomycota, Saitoellomycetes, Saitoellales, Saitoellaceae. Gene Ontology annotation, cellular component: nuclear origin of replication recognition complex. Gene Ontology annotation, molecular function: DNA binding. Gene Ontology annotation, biological process: DNA replication. The transcript has 2 exons.